Melospiza melodia melodia is the source of this 647-nucleotide messenger RNA. It is a transcript of the gene SOD1, whose product is annotated as superoxide dismutase 1. Gene Ontology annotation, biological process: superoxide metabolic process. The record is from RefSeq and is a predicted model, not a curated record. Bases 26 to 490 code for a protein of 154 amino acids. Gene Ontology annotation, cellular component: cytosol; peroxisome; mitochondrion. The transcript is spliced from 5 exons. NCBI's taxonomy places the organism in Eukaryota, Metazoa, Chordata, Aves, Passeriformes, Passerellidae. Gene Ontology annotation, molecular function: copper ion binding.
GCGCUGCGGGCGGGGCGGGCACAAGAUGGCGGCGGUGCGGGCCGUGUGUGUGAUGCGCGGCGAGGGGGCUGUGGAGGGCGUCAUCCACUUCGAGCAGCAGGGUUCGGGACCCGUGAAAGUGACUGGGAAAAUCACUGGACUGGCCGAUGGAGAGCACGGCUUCCACGUCCAUGAGUUCGGGGACAACACCAAUGGGUGCACCAGUGCUGGCCCCCACUUCAACCCGGAGCAGAAGAAGCACGGGGGUCCCAGCGAUGCUGAGAGGCACGUGGGAGACCUGGGCAAUGUGACUGCCAAGGGAGGCGUGGCCGAGGUGUGCAUCCAGGAUUCCGUCAUCUCCCUCUCGGGCCCACACUGCAUCAUCGGCCGCACCAUGGUGGUGCACGAGCGGCGGGAUGACCUGGGCAAAGGGGGCAACGACGAGAGCCUGCUGACCGGGAACGCGGGGCCCCGCCUGGCCUGCGGGGUGAUCGGGAUCGCCAAGUGCUAAACGCUGCCUGCAGUGCUCCUCCUGCUGCUCCUGCCCCUCCUGCAACCUCAGAUGUGUCAUCCACGUCCUGCUCCUCUGCAUCCCGAGCAGCACUCGCACGCCGGAGACCGAGCGACUUUUGUAUGAUGUACAUUCAAUUAAAGUGUCCCUGAUGGAA